Molecule: messenger RNA, 3821 nt
Organism: Zingiber officinale
Lineage: Eukaryota; Viridiplantae; Streptophyta; Magnoliopsida; Zingiberales; Zingiberaceae
Product: coatomer subunit beta-1-like
Exons: 4
Coding region: 284-3139 (951 amino acids)
Biological process (GO): endoplasmic reticulum to Golgi vesicle-mediated transport; intracellular protein transport; intra-Golgi vesicle-mediated transport
Cellular component (GO): COPI vesicle coat; cytoplasm
Molecular function (GO): structural molecule activity
Source: RefSeq, a predicted model, not a curated record
AAAAAAAAAAACAAAGAAAGGCGUCUUAGCGUUCGAUCCACCUCCAGUCUAAAGUCUUCCGCUUCGCUUCUCACUCUCCUUCGUAGCUUUCCGACCACCGUCCCAUCGCUGGCGACCCAAAUCUCCACCGGAAUUCGUCCGCAAUUUCGUGCAGGAGCCAUUUGAUCUUCAGAUCUCACCCGUUACCUGCCUUUGUUCACUACCCUCAGUUCCGACCCGCCUGCUCCAACACGGAUCUAGGGGUUUGAGGAAAUUUCCCGGCGAAGUAGGCGUCGGAGCAAAGAUGGAGAAGUCGUGCUCGCUGCUGAUCCACUUCGACAAGAGCUCUCAGGCGAUGGCCAACGAGAUCAAGGAGGCUCUCGAGGGCAACGACGUGGAGGCCAAGAUCGAUGCUCUGAAGAAAGCCAUCAUGCUCCUCCUCAACGGCGAAUCCCUCCCCCAGCUCUUCAUCACCAUCGUCCGCUACGUCCUCCCCUCCGAGGACCACACCGUGCAGAAGCUGCUGCUCCUUUACCUGGAGAUAAUCGACAAGACGGAUGCCCGUGGCCGCGUGCUUCCGGAGAUGAUCCUCAUCUGCCAGAACCUCCGCAACAACUUGCAGCACCCUAAUGAGUACAUCCGCGGCGUCACGCUGCGCUUCCUCUGCCGCCUAACUGAGCCUGAGAUCCUCGAGCCGCUUGUCCCCUCCGUCCUUACCAACCUCGAUCAUCGCCAUCCCUUUAUUCGCCGCCACGCGCUCCUUGCCAUCGCUGCCAUCUACCGCCUUCCGACCGGGGAGCAGUUGCUUCCUGAUGCACCUGAACUGAUCGAGAAGGCCCUGUCCUCCGAGCAGGACCUCUCUGCCCGACGCAAUGCCUUCCUUAUGCUUGCCUCGUGCGCCCAGCCGCGGGCGGUCGCAUACCUCUUGUCCCAAGCUGACCACGUCGCCAACUGGGGCGACCUCCUCCAUAUGGCCGCUCUGGACCUCAUCCGCAAGGUCUGCCGCGCUAACCCAGGGGAGAAGGGUAAGCACAUUAAGAUCAUCAUCUCCCUCCUCAGUUGCCCAUCUGAAGCAGUAGUCUACGAGUGCGCCAGCACCCUUGUCUCCUUGUCAUCGGCCCCCACAGCCAUCAGGGCUGCUGCCAACACCUACUGCCGGCUCCUACAAUCGCAGAGUGACAAUAAUGUGAAACUCAUUGUGCUUGAUCGUCUCAACGAGCUGAAGACGUCACAUAGGGAGAUCAUGGUGGAGAUGAUUAUGGAUGUACUCCGUGCACUAUCAAGUCCGAAUCUUGACAUCAAGCGCAAGACGUUGGACAUUACCCUUGAGCUGAUCACCUCGAGGAACAUUGACGAGGUGGUGCUCACACUCAAGAAAGAAGUUGUAAAGACCCAGAGCACUGAACUCGAUAAAAAUGGGGAAUACCGGCAGAUGCUAGUGCAGGCUAUCCAUUCAUGCGCGAUCAAGUUCCCUCAGGUUGCUAGUACAGUCGUUCAUUUGUUGAUGGAUUUCCUUGGAGAUUCUAAUGUGGCUUCUGCUAUCGAUGUUGUUCUCUUCGUGAGAGAGAUAAUUGAGACAAACCAUAAGCUCAGGGUUUCGGUAAUAACUAGGUUGCUUGACACGUUUUACCAGAUUCGUGCUGCAAGGGUUUGCUCAUGUGCUCUGUGGAUCAUUGGUGAGUACUGCCUUUCGCUUUCAGAGGUGGAGAGUGGAAUUGCUACAAUUAAGCAGUGUCUCGGAGACAUUCCCUUCUACACUGCCACUGAGGAAGGGGAGACAGCUGAUGCUUCAAAGAAACUCCAGCAGGUUAAUUCUUCUGUUACUGUCUCUUCAAGACGGCCUGUGGUUCUUGCAGAUGGCACAUAUGCAACACAAAGUGCUGCCUUGGAAACUGCUUUGUCAGCGCCAACAGUUCUUCCUGGAUCUUUGGCUUCACCUGGAAAUCUUAGGGCAUUAAUCUUGUCUGGCGACUUCUUUGUAGGAGCAGUUAUUGCUUGUACUUUUACUAAGCUUGUUCUGAGAUUGGAGGAGGUCCAACCAUCAAAGGCUGAAGCAAACAAAGCAUGCACUGACGCUUUGCUAAUCAUGACUUCUAUGUUGCAGUUGGGGCAAUCAUCAUUUCUUCCGCACCCAAUUGAUAACGAUUCGUAUGACAGGAUUGUGCUGUGUAUAAGGUUGCUCUGCAACACUGGUGAUGAUGUGAGGAAAAUAUGCUUGCAGUCAUGUCGCCAGAGUUUUGCAGCAAUGCUUGCAGAGAAGCAAUUCCAAGAAAAUGAGGCGAUUAAAGCUAAGGCCCAGAUUUCCUAUGCCCAGCCUGAUGAUCUUAUUGAUUUUUACCAUCUGAAGAGUCGCAAGGGCAUGAGCCAGCUUGAGUUAGAAGAUGAAGUUCAGGAUGACUUAAAACGUGCAACUGGAGAAUUUAUGAAAGAUGGUGAUGAUGCAAAUAAGUUGAACAGAAUUCUUCAACUCACUGGAUUUAGUGAUCCUGUCUAUGCUGAGUCUUUUGUGACAGUUCAUCAUUAUGAUAUUGUCCUUGAUGUCACUGUGAUUAAUCGAACAAAGGAAACCCUUCAGAACCUAUGUUUGGAGUUAGCAACCAUGGGAGACCUCAAGCUUGUAGACCGGCCACAAAAUUAUACUCUAGCUCCAGAGUCAAGCAAACAAAUCAGAGCUAAUAUAAAGGUCUCUUCCACAGAAACAGGAGUGAUAUUUGGCAAUAUUGUCUAUGAGACUUCAAAUGUGCAUGAGAGAACUGUUGUCGUCCUCAAUGACAUCCACAUUGAUAUCAUGGAUUACAUAUCUCCUGCUACUUGUAGUGAUGUGACAUUCAGGAAUAUGUGGGCAGAAUUUGAGUGGGAAAACAAGGUAGCAGUGAACACAAUAAUACAAGACGAAAGGGAGUUUCUGAAUCACAUCAUCAAGUCAACAAACAUGAAGUGCCUCACACCUAUAUCCUCUCUGGAUGGGAACUGUGGAUUCCUUGCUGCAAACUUGUAUGCAAAGAGUGUGUUUGGAGAGGAUGCUCUGGUCAACAUAAGUGUAGAGAAGCAGGCUGACAGGAAGCUGAAUGGUUACAUCAGGAUCAGAAGCAAGACGCAAGGCAUUGCCCUUAGUCUUGGAGAUAAAAUCACCCUCAAACAGAAGGGAGGCAGUAACUAAUGAGCAUGAGCACCAAAUCCUAUCUUGUUCAAUCCCUUUGAAAAAGUUUUUGGUGUUCCUGUCAGUUUUUCAAGCGGUUUUCUUGCUCCUUGCCUUACAAUGCCCUUACCAGUGGUAGUCUCAGCAGCUCUUGGCACUGCUUGUAGUGUAAAUGUACACACGGAUUUGAUAUUAUGCUCAAUCCAUCGAAAGCCCUUGCAUCUACUAUUUAAUAAAGCAUGCAAUCGUAAGUUUUUCAUGUCGUCGAAGAAGGGUUUUUGUUACAUUAUAAGUCUGUUGGAGUUGAGCUACAGGCUACAUGCUGCUGUUUCAAUACUCUUAAAACACAAAGGGUCUUGCCUCCUACCACCGGCCACAUGAUUCAUAAACUUUCCAGGUAAAUGGUUAUUUCUACCUGAUCAUGAAUUCAGUAUAUACUCAGCAUUUCAAGUAUACAAACUGCUAUUUGUUCUUUGAUACAGAAAUAUAUCCCCAAAGAUUAUCAAAGUUAUCUGAAGUCUUGUUGGUAUUGGUAUUGUUUGAUAACUACAGAGGUUCUUUUGGUAUUCACAAUUCUGUAAUUUAUUUUUUGAGUGUUGGUAAUUUCAAUCACUACUUACUGAUAAUCAUAGUUUUACUUGUUGAACUUAAAAUAUUGAGUUGAUAGAUCAAUAUAGUACCUUGUUUAGAUGUUUCUUUUUUA